CGCCGCCCGUACAGAAAUCGUGAGCACCGGGAAUAGGUCAUCUCAAUGAAUAAACUGUUGGAUAAGUGACUCUUUGUGCGACAUCUUUAUGAAAUAUCACACAUACAGCAUAUAUAAACCAGGCAACUUGGAGGAACAGUGAGUUGCUACUUGCUACUUGACUAUACAUGUUGUACGUUCCCUGUGCAGACACUAGCAUCUGGUGUUGAUAAGGUGGCCUGAAUCAUGCACAUGAUGUCCGCGUGCAGCCUGGCCCUGCGUCCCCUCGCUCGGUCUCACCAGCUGGGCCGGCUGAGCUGCGUCCUCCAGAGGGCUGGGCACCGCGUGCGGUUCCCCGGCGUCCGCACGCUCUUCAGCGAGACGGGGCUGUGGGAGAAGGACUAUCGAGCGGAGACGCGGCGCAAAGUGGAGCAAUGGUGGCACCCACGCAUCAUGGAGCAGUGGAGGAGGGACCUGCCUCAGGAGGGCAGGAAGAAGUUCUAUGUCCUCUCCAUGUUCCCGUACCCGUCGGGGAGGCUGCACAUGGGACACGUGCGCGUGUACACCAUCAGCGAUGUCCUCGGCCACUUUCAGAGGAUGAGAGGCCAUGAGAUAAACAACAAAUCGUGCGGGACGGUGACGGUUCCGCUGCAGGUUUCCCAGGAUGCCGAGCGCGUGCAGCAGCUGGUUCUGGCCAGCCCGCUGGGACAGAAGCACCUCGCAGAUCGCCGCAUCCAGAGGGUCAUCCUGUCGCCGAGGACAACGCUCAUCAACUUCCUGGUGGACGAGUGA
Gadus chalcogrammus (walleye pollock) is the source of this 771-nucleotide messenger RNA. It is a transcript of the gene lars2, whose product is annotated as leucyl-tRNA synthetase 2, mitochondrial. The transcript has 4 exons. NCBI's taxonomy places the organism in Eukaryota, Metazoa, Chordata, Actinopteri, Gadiformes, Gadidae. Gene Ontology annotation, molecular function: leucine-tRNA ligase activity; ATP binding. The record is from RefSeq and is a predicted model, not a curated record. Bases 226 to 771 code for a protein of 181 amino acids. Gene Ontology annotation, biological process: leucyl-tRNA aminoacylation; mitochondrial translation. Gene Ontology annotation, cellular component: mitochondrion.